Messenger RNA from Anthonomus grandis grandis, 3270 nucleotides. Its product is annotated as importin-11. Gene Ontology annotation, biological process: protein import into nucleus. The coding region runs from base 248 to 3178 and encodes 976 amino acids. The record is from RefSeq and is a predicted model, not a curated record. Gene Ontology annotation, cellular component: nuclear envelope; cytosol. The transcript has 15 exons. Gene Ontology annotation, molecular function: small GTPase binding. NCBI's taxonomy places the organism in Eukaryota, Metazoa, Arthropoda, Insecta, Coleoptera, Curculionidae.
UAACCGUAAAUCGUAAAGUGAUAAAAACAAAACAAAUGGAGAAAUUAUUAUAAAUUAUAUCUAUAACCCUACAUCAAAAAACUUGUUUAUAUUAAUUAUAAAUACCCUAAAUAGCGUUCAAUGGUUUAAUAAAAAUUUAACUUUUCUUUGCCUACGUGCUUGUUAAUCCAUUUGUCUAGAGUUUUACAUCAUAUUGUUUAUCUACUGUUAGAAAGGAAAUUUAUGUUUUCUCUUAUAAUAAUUAAAAAUGAAUUCAGCUAGUACUACUACUACACGUGAUUCAGUUCUGGACGUGCUACAGCGGGCCUCCAGUCAAGAUCCACAUAUUUUGAAGCCUGCAGAGCUUACACUCCAAGAAUGGGAAACUCAGCCUGGAUUUUAUAGUGCCCUCUAUGACGUAAUUUCAAAUCACACAUUACACAUAAACGUAAGAUGGAUUGCAGUGUUAUACAUGAAAAAUGGUAUUGACAGAUACUGGAGAAAAAAUGCACCCAAUGGAAUUUCAGAGGAAGAAAAGUCACACAUAAGACAAAAUCUUCUAGCAAACUUCACAGAGCCAAUCACUCAAAUUGCCUUACAGAGGGCAGUGAUAAUAUCAAAAGUAGCAAGGAUAGACUGUCCCAAAGAUUGGCCCACUUUAUUUCCUACAUUACUGCAAGCAGUUGAAAGCACUGACAGUGUGGUGCAACAUAGAGGCUUGCUCACUUUACAUCAAGUGGUUAAGGCUAUAUCGUCUAAAAGAUUACCAGGUGACAAAAAGCUUUUCCAAGACUUCACAAACCAAAUUUAUCCAUAUAUUCUAAACUUAUGGAAUAUCUUGACUGAUCAUUUUAUACAUGACGUGAUGCAAGGUGUGGACUCUCAAAUUGUCCUAUUGCACUUGGAAGAAGCGCUGUUAACGUUAAGAAUAUUAAGAAAAUUAUCAGUUUUUGGUUUUUUCAAACCGCAAACUAGUAAAGAAUGUAUGGAAUUUUUGCAGCUUAUUUUUCCAAAGGCUAAGGCUAUGUUAUUAUGCUAUAAAGAAAUGAAAAGUAAAGGAUCCCAAGAGCUUGAAAGGUGUGAAAAGUAUAUAAUUCACUUAACAAAGGUACUGACUUCCAUGCUCGAUACACAUCCAUAUUCAUUUAUUGAUUUAAUUCAACCCACGUUAGAAUUAUGUACCUACUACCUAUUUACCGAUGAGGGAAUAACAUUUCUUUUUGAACGAUUCGUUAUCCAGUGUUUUAAUUUGAUUAAGGAAAUUUUACUAUGUGCCGAGUACCGAAAUGCAAAACUCCCAAAGUCUCUGGAAAAAGAAAAAGCUUCCCAGAUAAAAGAGAACUUCUUUACCCCGGAAGUAGUGCAGGAUAUUUUCCGAAAAUUAGCGGGACAUUAUUUUAUUUUGACCCAGGAUGAAUUGGAGGCCUGGGAUGCGGAUCCUGAGGGAUUUUCUAAUGAGGAAUGUGGCGAUAGUUGGAAAUACAGUAUAAGGCCAAGUAUGGACACAGUAUUCGUAACAAUUUACCACGAAUAUAAACAUAUAUUAACCCCGGUCAUAUUAGAAUUGAUUAAUACCACGAAUAUGAUCGUACCUCCCGAUGAUAUGCAACAGAUUUUAAAAAAAGACGCUAUAUAUAACGCGGCUGGUUUGUGUGCAUUUGAAUUAUAUGACGAGGUGGAUUUUGAUAGCUGGUUUACAAACACCUUAGUACAUGAACUAAGAAUCAAGCAUAAUAAUUACAGAGUUAUCAGGAGAAGAGUGACUGCCUUGAUAGGUACUUGGACUGGAAUUAAAUUAUCGAAUGAGUUAAAACCUGCGCUUUAUGAAUGCGUGGUUGGGUUGUUGAGUCCCGAAGAAGAUAUGGUGGUGCGAUUAACUGCGGCAUCAACCUUACGAUACGCCAUCGAUGACUUCGAAUUUAACAGCGAACAGUUCAAAGACUAUGUUUUUAAUGCAUUUGAUUUAUUAUUUGGAUUGUUAAAGGAGAGUAACGAGUGUGAAACGAAGAUGCAAGUCUUAAAUGUGAUGUGUCUUUUGCUGGAACGGAUGGGUAACACGAUUGUUCCGCACUCUAAAGCGCUUGUUCAGUAUUUACCACAUUUAUGGCAAGAAUCCGAGGAGCACAAUAUGUUGCGAUGCGCAAUCGUUUCGACGCUGGAGCAAUUAAUCAAAAGUAUUGGAGGAGUACCCGAGGAAUUAAGCCAGUUUCUUAUAGCAAUAAUUCAGAUGGGCACCAACACGAACGAAGGUCGAGUAUAUUUGUUGGAAGACGCCUUAGAGUUAUGGUUAUCGAUGUUGGAAUAUUCGUCGAAUAUGACAAACGACUUUAUGCAGCUGUUUAAUAAUAUGCCUUCUUUAUUAGAAUACUCUACAGAAAACCUCAGAAACUGCCUUUACCUCAGCUUAGUACAUUUGCUAUUAGCGCCCGAAUUAGUAAUGCAAAACCAAGGCAGUCAAUUAAUGUUUGCUUGUGCCUCGAUAAUGGGAGACUUAAAAAACGAAGGAAUCGUUAUGUUAAUGCGGCUGGUUGAAAGUUUUAUCAGAGCUUCACCUCAGUUGGGAAGUGAAACUGUACAGCCCAUUUUACCCAAGAUCUUUGAACGAAUAUAUGAUGGAGAAGAGUACCCUUUAAUAAUGGCAAUGUAUUUAUGCAUAUUAAGCAGAGUACUGUUAAGUUCACACGAUGUAUUCGGAAGAGUCAUAUCACAACUAUCUCAGAUAAAAAAGGAAAGCGAUCAGGAAGUUUUAGGCAAAAUUUUAGAUAAAUGGUUGCUAAAAAUGCCAAAUGUUUCUCAAUUGGACCAAAGAAAAUUGUUAGGUCUAGCAUUAGCAAACCUACUAACGACUCAAUCCGAGACAGUUUUUCAAAGGUUUAAGCUAAUAAUGCAAAACAUUAUGGAAAUACUAAACGACAUAACGAAAUUAGAGAAUGAAAUCGUGGUAGAUUCUUUGGUGCUAUGUGAAGGUCAAAGUCCUAGCCAUUUCGAUGAUGACCUAGGAUAUUAUACAAGCGAUCACGACCAGAGGAAAAGGCAGCUUAUUCUGAACGAUCCUGUACAUACUAUUGUGUUUAUGGACUAUAUUAAUUCACAGUUGUUCGCCCUUAAAAACCAAGCUGGUCCUCUAUAUCAGGAACUAAUUAAUACCGUCGAACCGGACGUGAUUAUGCAACUAAGUGGCUACAACAUAAAUAUUUAGUUACACUUUGUUUCAUAACUUGAUUGUCAUUAUUUUAUUAUUGUUACUUCUGUAUUUAUAAUUUUUUUCGUAAAAUACAAGCAUUAAAAUAA